Molecule: messenger RNA, 1708 nt
Organism: Laetiporus sulphureus 93-53
Lineage: Eukaryota; Fungi; Basidiomycota; Agaricomycetes; Polyporales; Laetiporaceae
Product: NAD(P)-binding protein
Exons: 2
Biological process (GO): steroid biosynthetic process
Molecular function (GO): 3-beta-hydroxy-Delta5-steroid dehydrogenase (NAD+) activity
Source: RefSeq, a predicted model, not a curated record
UUGCUUUCUUACCUUCUCUUCGACGUCGACAUGAAGCUCAAUACAAUUUCGGUGAUCCGGAAGUCAGAAAUUUGUGUGAUCCCGAGGCGCAACUUCGACAAAUACACGGCAACGGCCUUCUCAACGCUGACCUUCUUGUCUCGCCCUCGAGAUGGGCACAACGAUCUGGCUCGCCGUUGGCAUAGUGCUUGCCAUCAUACUAUAUAUUCGAGCCAACGAUUCAAAGCUAGGUCGACUGCCUUCCGCAGCCACUGCCUUCUCUGCGAAGCGAUGGAUUGCGGGCGACGUACAACGCACUGUGGACAGACUCGCAGACUCGCCGCCUUCUCUGCUCAGUGACAAGCUACCACCGAAGACAGGCAGAAGGUAUAUCGUAACUGGAGGGGCAGGUUUCCUCGGCGGAUGGAUUGUCUUGCAUCUGCUGGCUCGCGGUGAAGACCCUCGUCGUAUCAGAGUCAUCGACAUCCGCUCGCCUAUCCGUCAGGACCUCAUGGAAGGCACUGCGAAGGAUGUGGACUUCAUGCAGGUGGACGUAUCAGACGCAGAGGCAGUCGACGCUGCGUUUAGCAAGCCGUGGCCACCUGUUCCUUCUGAUGUACCCGGCGAGCCUGAGCCCGAGGUCACUAUCUUCCAUACUGCUGCCACCAUCCGCUUCUUCGAACGCAUGAGAUCACUGCUGCGAUACUCCGAGGAAGUCAAUGUCAAGGGCACGCAGAACAUCCUGGAUGCCGCCCGCCGCAUCGGCGCGUCGAUACUCGUCUACACUUCCUCGGGUUCUAUCUCCGUACGAAACACGCGUUUCUGCCUAUGGCCUUGGGAGAGGGAGCCAAAGUACUUCGUGCAACCCAUCAACGACGAUGACAACCUCAUUCCGACGCGACAUGACGACUAUUUCUCGAACUACGCGGUCUCAAAACACAUGGGCGAACGCCUCGUACGUGCAGCCGACAACACACCAUCCGGCGGCCGCGUGCUGAGGACGGGGUGCAUCCGUCCGGGCAAUGGCAUCUACGGGCCCGGCGGCGACUUGCUCGUGGGGCUAUACCUGGUGAAGAAGCUGAACCUGACAUGGAUCGCGAACAUCAUGCAGUCAUUCGUAUUCGUUGAGAACUGCUCGCUUGCACAUCUGUGUUACGAGCAGCGCCUCCUCGAGCUGCAGCGUGGGAGUACGAAUCCGGACAUCGGCGGGCAGGCGUUCUGCGUCGCAGAUGCGGGACCGCCGCCCACUUUCGGGGAGGUAUACGAGGCGCUCACGCUCGCGAGCAAAGGUGAGGCGAUCUUCAAGCACUUGUCAUGCACGACAAUGCUUGCGUUGGCACACGCAGUGGAGGCCUACUACCUCCUGCGCCAUUUCCUCUCCCAGUCGUCCUUUGCACCUCUCGCGCACCUAGUACCCGCGCUCAGCGGCGACAUCGUCUUUCUGCAGCCAUCAAUGUUCUCGCUGACGGUCGUGCAUUUGAUCUUUGACGACUCGCGAGCACGUGCGCCGCCAGAGAAAGGCGGGCUGGGCUACGACGGCAGUAUCACGACCAUGGAAGGCGUAUGCAAGGUAGCGAUCGAGCACAGGAAGGGCGACGGGAAAGGCUGGCAGCGGGUGGUCGCGGGUCACAAGGAGGUCGGACAUGGAUUUGGGCUCGCCAGGGCAGAGAAGGGUGUGGAGGAGAUCAUCGAAAAAGUAGGGAACGGUGUCGGAGUGAGUGCUACCAAG